Molecule: messenger RNA, 3192 nt
Organism: Carcharodon carcharias (great white shark)
Lineage: Eukaryota; Metazoa; Chordata; Chondrichthyes; Lamniformes; Lamnidae
Product: RIMS-binding protein 2-like
Exons: 17
Coding region: 1-3192 (1063 amino acids)
Biological process (GO): neuromuscular synaptic transmission
Molecular function (GO): protein binding
Source: RefSeq, a predicted model, not a curated record
AUGGGAUCCAAAUCACUGGGGCCGUUUGUGCAUUUUGCACUCCUGGCCUUCCAGGUCCACAACAAGACUGGAGAAAGGUGGUGUGGGAUCGGGAAUGUGGAGGAAAAUUGUACUUCCUCUGAGAAUUACAACCCCUAUGAGGGACCCAAUGAGAACCCCGAAGCAGAACUUCCUCUCAAAGCUGGGAAAUAUCUGUAUGUUUACGGAGACAUGGACGAAGAUGGCUUUUAUGAAGGCGAACUGAUGGAUGGUCGAAGAGGACUUGUCCCCUCAAACUUUGUCGCUCUAUUACAAGAUGAAGAAUUGUUUCUGUUCCAUUCUGUGGACACGGAGAUGGACAAUAAUUUACUCAAUUCAGAUGUGAGUCACAUGGGCCUUCAUCUCCAUACUGAUGGUGUGUUGCAGGAUUCCAAGACAGAUAGUCUGCUGACCAGUCAGACGGAGCCCACAUUGUACAACAAUGGCACAGGAACAUUGGAUGUGAACAUUGAUGAAAUUGGUGAAGAUAUUGUGCCUUACCCCAGGAGAAUCAACCUGAUUAAACAGCUAGCCAAAAGUGUGAUCAUAGGAUGGGACCCUGCGGCUGUACCUCCAGGAUGGGGAACUAUUAACAGCUACAAUGUUCUUGUAGAUAAAGAAGUGAGGAGUAACAUCCCCUUUGGAGGUAGAACUAAGGCUUUGAUAGAGAAACUCAACCUGGCCAGUUUCACAUAUCGGAUAUCGAUCCAGAGUGUGACAGACCGAGGAAUUUCAGACGAACUGAGAUGUACCUUGUUGGUGGGGAAGGACGUCUGUGUGGCCCCUUCCCACCUGAAAGUGGAGAACAUCACGCAGACAUCAGCCGAGGUCUCCUGGUUGCCCAGCAACAGCAACUACAGUCACGUGAUCUUCCUCAAUGAGGAGGAGUAUGAUGUGGUCAAAGCCUGUAGUUACAAGUACCAGUUUUUUAACCUAAAGCCUUGCAUGGUGUGUAAGAUAAAGGCUGUGGCUCAACCUCAUCAGAUGCCCUGGCAAUUGCCCUUGGAGCAGAGAGAGAAGAAGGAGAACCUGGUUGAAUUUUGCACCCUUCCUGCAGCAGGUCCCCCAGCACCUCCUCAGGAUGUUAUAGUCCAGGUUGGAGCGACACCAGGAACAAUCCAGAUCAGCUGGAAACCACCAUUACUCAGCUCAUCAGGAACAUCGAAUGGAGCCAGGGUCACUGGCUACAGUGUGUGUGCUAAAGGUCAAAAGGUAGCGGAAGUGAUGUUAGCCACAGCUAAUGGUGUGACUGUAGACUAUUUAAGGAUACAAAACCUGGAAACCAGAGAGAUUAUCGUACGGACAAUAUCUGCCCAAGGUGAAUCUGAAGACUCUUAUGCUGCAGCUAUCCCAACUGACCUACUGGUGCCUCCAACCCCUCAACUCCGGGCUGCUUCCAGAACCAAGCCAUUAGUAAGUGCCAGAACUCCCGUUACCAAAGACCAACCAAUGGGCCCAAAUCUGAGAAGGGACGAGUCAUGGGAGCAAACACCCUCACCAUCUCCUCUCUAUGGCCGCUCUUUGGAGCCUACAUUGCCGAACCAUCACGGGCCCUCCACCAACCGGAGAUCACCAUCGCCGCAGAGAAUCCUCCCACAGCCCCAGGGAACCCCCAUUCCAAACACCAUCGCUAAAGCCAUCGCCCGAGAAGCAGCUCAACGCGUCGCAGAGAACAGCAGGGCCGAGAAACGAAGUAUAUUUAGCGAGAGAAGCAAAUCUUUGCACCAGGAAAAUUCAGAUGAUGAGGAGGAUGUUUAUGACGGACAAAUCAUCAAAAGGCCCGGCGGCUCAGUGGACGAUUUCCUGAGGGGAUCCGAGCUGGGGAGACAGCAGCAGUACACCCAUGUGGAUGACUAUCAUACAGAGAGCAGCCGGGGGUCAGAUUUGUCAGACAUCUUGGAGGAGGAUGAAGAGGAGCUGUAUUCAGAAAUGCAACUUGAUGAAGGGGGUAGGAGAAGGCACAGUGUGACUUCACAUAACGCACUGAAGAUUUUAGGUAAUCCCUCAGGAGCCGGGCGUAUGUCGGACAGAAUGGAUCAUUUGGGCCGAAGGGCAUCCCAUGGUAGCGCUGUACAGAGAGGGAGGCCCAUGACCGUGCCAUCGAUUGAAAUCACAGUGGACAGUAACAGUGAAGGGGGUCGCUCCCGUUCAGGAAGUGAAGGUAAUAUCUCUCCAACGAGGGAAGAUGUUUAUUAUCGGAACAUUGCUGGGCGGAGGAAAUGGCCUCUCCAACGCAGCAUGACAUCCGAGAAUCGAUACGGCAGAUACCAUGGGAGAGAGCGCCUGUCUCCAGAGUCAGAGGCUGAUGUGUGCAGCGAGGACCUCCCACCUAGAGUUUUCGUGGCUCUUUUUGAUUAUGACCCUUUAUCAAUGUCACCCAAUCCUGAUGCUGCAGAGGAAGAGCUUCCGUUCAAGGAGGGACAAAUAAUUAAGGUCCAUGGGACUAAAGAUGCAGACGGAUUCUAUCACGGAGAGACAAAUGGGAGAGUGGGUCUUAUUCCCUGUAACAUGGUCUCCGAAAUCCAGACAGACGACGAAGAAAUGAUGGAUCAGCUGGUCAAGCAGGGUUACCUGCCUCUCAACACCCCAGUGGAGAAAAUUGUGAGCUCUGAGCGUGAUAAAGAGAGCACACGCUCUAUUAACCGCAGAUCCCGCAAGUCUAAACGAGAGAGGAACAGGCGAAGCAGCCAGCAACAUUCAAUCACUACCCGGAGAAUGGUGGCUCUAUAUGAUUAUGACCCAAGGGAGAGUUCGCCUAACGUUGAUGUGGAGGCUGAGUUAACGUUUUGUGCUGGAGACAUCAUCAAUGUCUGGGGGGAGCUGGAUGAAGAUGGAUUUUAUUACGGGGAGAUCAAUGGCCAGAAAGGUCUGGUUCCUUCAAAUUUCCUGGAAGAAGUGCCUGAUGAUGUUGAGGUCUAUCUCUCUGAUGUCCCUGCCAGAUACCCUCAAGAUGCACCAGUACGCGUGAAAGGAAAAAGGGUCCCUGGUGAAAACACUCCAAGGAGGGCUCCAUCUCCAACUGUACAUCCCCACCAUCACCAUCACCACUCUGGAGCUGCUAUAGUAGAUGGGCCAGACAGCCAUGUCUGGGUCAGAGAUAUGGCUUCAAAAAAGAAAAAGGGACUGUUAUCAAAAGGAAAGAAACUGCUGAGGAAGCUUGGCGGAGUGAAGUGA